UGUCCCUCUGACACAGCGAUCUCACUGAUCACGGAAAGAGCCGAAGAUGGGACAUGUACACUGAUCAUCAGAGCACUGAUGAUCAGUGUACCCUGAUGAUCAGUGUAGCCCCAGCAGCGCCACCUGUCAGUGUCCAUCAGUGCCUUGUGUCAGUGCUCAUCAGUGCCUCGUGCCAGUACCCAUCAGAGCCACAUCAAUGCCACAUAUCAGUGCCCAUCUGAGUUGCCUUUCAGUGCCGCCUAUCAGUGCCGCCGAUCAGUGCCAGUCAGUGCCGCCUAACAGUGCUAUUUAUGAGUGCCAUGUAUCAGUGCUGCCUUUCAGUGCCCAUCAAUGCAG
Messenger RNA from Staurois parvus, 336 nucleotides. The record is from the annotation of a GenBank genome assembly. NCBI's taxonomy places the organism in Eukaryota, Metazoa, Chordata, Amphibia, Anura, Ranidae.